Molecule: messenger RNA, 1185 nt
Organism: Periophthalmus magnuspinnatus
Lineage: Eukaryota; Metazoa; Chordata; Actinopteri; Gobiiformes; Gobiidae
Gene: hykk.2
Product: hydroxylysine kinase, tandem duplicate 2
Exons: 5
Coding region: 85-1182 (365 amino acids)
Molecular function (GO): amino acid kinase activity
Source: RefSeq, a predicted model, not a curated record
GACGCCCCUGCCCCGCACCGCGCGGACUGAUCGAUCAAUCUGUGACUGCACGGGACUCACACUUUAAUCGCACUUUGAGAAAACAUGGCUGAAAAACAUGUAAAACCCAACUUCAGUCCGGCCCAGGCCUCUGACAUAAUGAUGAGGCUGUAUGACCUCACCACCUCUCAGAUCCACCCCCUGCCCAGUUAUGAUGACCAGAACUUCUACGUCCGAUCCACAAAUGGAAAUGACUACGUUCUGAAAAUUAUGAACUCCGAAGACAGCAAAAACCAGUCCCUUAUUGAAGUCCAGACUUUUGCCAUGUCCUUCCUGCACGAGAAUGGUAUUCCAGCUCAAACUGCCACACCAGCAGUCACCGGACAGCUCAUGAGUCUUGAAGAAUUAGAUUGUGGCUUUGGCCGUCAGAACUAUCUUGUGCGACUGUUAAGUUAUUUACCUGGAAACACGAUCUCCAAAGCCCCCGUCACUCCACAGUUAUUAUUUGAGACUGGUAAGAUGGCAGCUAAAAUGGACAAAGUUCUGCAAAAGAUGGAUCAUCCUAAUAUCAGGGAAUUGGACAGAGAUGGAUUCAUUUGGAGUUUGUCAAACCUUCUUGCGUUAGAAAAAUAUAUGUAUGUAUUAGAUGGAGAGCCACUACAAGAGGUGGUCAAGUCAGUCAUCGAUCUCUACAAGACGACAGUGGUACCCAAUUACCUACAUUUCCGCAAAUGCAUAAAUCAUGGAGACUUCAAUGACCUCAAUGUGCUUGUCCAACCAAAUAACAGUGGCUGCUACAAAAUUUGUGGCAUCCUCGACUUUGGAGACAUGAACAGUGGAUUUUACAUUCAUGAGCUGGCUAUUACCAUAAUGUACAUGAUGAUAGAGCAUCCAAACCCCAUAGAGGUGGGAGGAGCAGUGCUGGCUGGAUGGGAGAGUGAACUUCCCUUAAAUGAGGCUGAAAGGGACUGUCUCUAUGUACUGGUUCUGUCCCGCUUCUGUCAGUCCCUGGUUUUAGCCCGAUAUUCGGUUCGUAUGCACCCGGAGAAUGAGGACUACCUGAUGGUAACGUCGAGGAAAGGUAUCCAUAUUCUUCAGGACAUCUGGAAAUUGGGUAAACAGCAUGUGGAGAAGGUUUGGUUCAACAGUGCAGCACAGUAUAGUAUAGUAGCUCAAAAUGAGACGGAGCUGUCAACUCUUUAGUAA